This is a messenger RNA of Megalopta genalis, 1510 nucleotides long. RefSeq names its product transmembrane protein 203. Lineage: Eukaryota; Metazoa; Arthropoda; Insecta; Hymenoptera; Halictidae. Gene Ontology annotation, biological process: intracellular calcium ion homeostasis. The record is from RefSeq and is a predicted model, not a curated record. Gene Ontology annotation, cellular component: endoplasmic reticulum.
UCUUCAUUUCUAAUCCAAAGCAAUCGAAAUGAUGUUUUCUUUGGACGAACUAGUAGAUUGGUUAGACCUAACAAUUUUUGAGAUAUGGAUAAACUUAGUUUCAUUGGCAAUGUUUACAAUGCUACUGGCUCUAAAAUUAGAUGACAAUUAUUUCUUUGGUAACACAGGAUGGUGGAUAGUUUUCUCACCUCUCUUCGUCGCAGAUGGAUUGAAUACUUACUUUUGCGCAAUUAUUUUCAUGAGAAUGCGUAUGGAGGGAGGGCUAAUCAGAGGUGCUAAUUACAGAGCACUUCGGAGCCUCACAACGCUACUCUUGCUAUUUCUUUUUAAAUACCUAUUGUGUAAAAAGUUAACCGGGCAAAGCACUUUGGAAUACUCAGAAAUGAUGAGCCCCAUAUUCCUUCUUUGGCAAUUAAUCGCAGUUAGAGCAUGUCUACGCAAUUGAUUUCUACAAGUUAUGGAACAUUCGUGUAAUUUACCAUAAUUGUAGUUAACAGAACAAAAGAGAAACUUAAGUGGAACUGUUUCGUGAAAUUUCUAAUAUUAAUAACAUAUGUUUAGUAUAAUAUAAUAACAGCAUAAUAAUGAUUUCAUGGAUAGAGUUUUAUUUUUCUUCUUUAUAUCCUUUGUGUUUAUCAUGCAGUUUUUUCAUUAUUCUUAUUAAAUGUUAACUUUGCACAAUAUCUUUAUUAUGUACAUGUAUGUAGCGAAACAUGUAAAGUUAAGUUUCAAGUACAAACUUCAGACUAUCGAAUUUUAAUAAAGGGUGUUUGACUAGAACUAAUGUUUUUUAAUGUUACUUCAAGAUUGUGUUAUUGACAUUUAAUUAGGCACAGCCGACAACGAUGAUACUUUUAACUUGGAAGACAUUCAUGAUUUAACGUGUGUAAGUUUCUAGAACGGUAAUGGCCAAAUACCACCUGUAGUGUUCACUUCUAGAUCAAAAUAAUUUGAAACUUCAAUAAAUUAAGUGUUUGAAAUGCUAUGCUAUUUCAAUAGAUGUAGCACAGUAAGUACAUUUUUAUUGUUAUUAAAUGGAUGAACUUUGUAUCGUACCGAAGUGAGAAAAGUGGAUAUUGUGGACUCGACUUUUGUCAGCGUCAACAACUUAUUACGAAGCAAUUAUUUGUUUUGACAACAAUAAUAAAAAAUAUUAUUGAACAAUACUAUAUUUAAUGUCGGUAUAAUGUAGAGGUAAAGAUGAACGAUAAGAAUAAUUAAUACUAUAUCAAGGAUUUAUUGAACAAAUUUUCUGAAAAUUUCUGAAAUAUUUCAAGAUGGAUAAACAAAAUUACUAACUCAGUUUAUAUGAAAAAAUUGAUCGAUGUGAAUGAAUUUAUUACAUAUAUGUACAUAAUUCCUACAAAAAGUAGCAAGAAGAUAAUUUCUAUGCUUAAAAUAAGUAUCAUGUUUUAAAAAUAUAAUGUUAUCAAUUUUUCAAAGAUAAAACUAACGUGUAUGUAAUAUGUACGUAAUAAGGAGGUAAUAAUAAACAAUGAUACGAGAUUAA